Plasmodium gallinaceum is the source of this 690-nucleotide messenger RNA. RefSeq names its product ras-related protein Rab-11B, putative (gene RAB11b). The transcript is spliced from 5 exons. The record is from RefSeq and is a predicted model, not a curated record. NCBI's taxonomy places the organism in Eukaryota, Apicomplexa, Aconoidasida, Haemosporida, Plasmodiidae. The coding region runs from base 1 to 690 and encodes 229 amino acids. Gene Ontology annotation, molecular function: GTPase activity; GTP binding. Gene Ontology annotation, cellular component: endosome.
AUGUCAAAUGAAGAAUAUGAUCAUCUUUAUAAAAUAAUUUUAGUUGGAGAUGCAACUGUAGGUAAGACACAUUUAUUGUCAAGAUAUAUAAGAGGUUCUCUUCCUAGUGUUUCAAAAGCAACAAUUGGUGUCGAAUUUGCUACAAGAACUAUCCCAUUAGCAGUAGGAGGAACAGUAAAAGCUCAAAUAUGGGAUACCGCUGGUCAAGAAAGAUAUAGAAGUAUAACAAGUGCUCAUUAUAGAAGAAGUGCUGGGGCUAUAUUAGUUUACGAUAUAACAAAAAAGAAAACGUUUUUGAGUAUUUCUAAAUGGUUAGAAGAAAUUAGACAAAAUGCUGACAAAGAUAUAGUAAUUAUGUUAGUUGGUAAUAAAGUAGAUCUUACCGAACAGGACGAAAGUAAAAGAAAAGUUACAUAUGAACAAGGAGCUAAUUUUGCAAAGGAAAACAACUUAUUUUUUGCUGAGACUUCAGCUGUUUCAAAAUUAAAUGUAAAGCAUAUAUUUGAAAGUCUAUUACAAGAAAUAUAUAAUAAUAGAUUAAAAAAUAAUAACGGGAGUUUUAGUAACAGAAGCAAUGCUACAUGUGAAAGUGCAAUACAACUAACUAAGGCUCAAAGUGUUAUCAAGUUAAAUGAUAAAAAUGAAAAUGAAAUCGAAGAGGAUAAUAAAAAUAAAGUGAAAUGCUGCUAA